AUGCACAGCUUGUUCAAAUGCCUCAGGUCGGAAAGCCUCGGCCGUGAGGGGCUGCGACACGCGGCGCGAUGGGGAUUCCCACGCAGUGCCCGUCACUUCCUCGCUCGUGGUGUCGGUGCUAACGCUGAAAUAGACGACGGACCGUACGGCCCAACGGCAUUUCACGUUGCUGUCGCCUAUAAACAAUUUGAGGUAGUCGACAUCCUCCUUGAGGCUCUUUUGAAGGGACCUGAUGCCGAGGCGGCCUUGCCGGGGUGGCUCUGUCAUGCGAUAUUCAGCCAAGAGAUGGGGCUUGUAGCGAGGAUCUUAGGGACGGGGUAUGUCGAUACGAAUGCUUGUCGGCUGGAUCUCUCAGAACGAUGUCCGGAUUCUUGGGUGGGCAAGUUCCCCCCGGACGGCUACCGACCUCAAUACGUCUUACCCUUAAAUUGCGCCAUUGCGGCCCGGUCGACUCAGGCGGUGCGACUACUUCUCGAAGCCGGGGCGAACGUGCGCGGACACGACAGCAUCAACGAAUCGGGCAAUCAUCGAUUGCAUGAAGAGGGGCAGGCACGCCGUAGCAGCCCUGUUCCAGCCAAAAGAAGGAGGGAGGGCCUUUCAGACCAACUGCCGGCCGACGUGCUGCUCAACCUAGCCGUCGCCAAUCGGACUCCGAGGCAAUUCGAUGACUUGGACAUCGAGAUACUGCGUCUGCUAUGCCCCAGAACGCCACAACCGGGGCAGAAUCAAUUCUUGGCACCAUACUCGCUACGCGACGGACAAACUCCACUUCAUUUCGUCGCUCAGUGCGGUGCUAGAAAUGCUAGAAAGGUCAUCCAGGUACUUGUUUCUCUAGGAUCUAACGUUGAUGCUUUGGACCGUUUUGGACGCACGCCACUGUUAGUCGCCUGCCUCAACGCGGCGUCCAAAAAUGCGUCUGACCUCCCAUCGAUCGUAUCAACCGUCGAAUCUCUCCUCAUUUUAGGCGCGAAUCCAAACAUAGCGGACAACGAAGAAUCCACCCCGCUCCGCGUCGCCUGCAAAGCCAACAGCACCAAUCUCGUCCUCACACUCGUGAAUAGUACUGCGCUAACAGAGAUCACGGACACGCAGUUAGACUCGCUUGUUCCACUCGCUAGGAGAGACUAUACUAUUGCUGCACUACUUACCGGCCCAGGCGUGCAGCCCUCAACGGCACUAAGGCUGGUCAGCCGAUUCAAUCAAUGGCCUGCCCUGGAGAGAGUAAUCGAGAGUUUCGCGUCUCAAGGCCAGGAUCUCUGGGCCCAACCUGACAAUGAGGACUCCCUUCUACAUGCCAUUUUAAAGCAUCCAUCAUCGUGGGAGCGAGAAUGGUUCCCAUGGGCCGACAUCAUCGAGAGAAUACCGAACGUUAAAGCCAAAGACAGUCAGGGUCACACCCUGCUCGAGUAUGCGGCCCAGAACGGGUACACAUCCUGCGUCUCCAAUCUCCUGGAUAAGGGCGCGACGUUCAGCAUUCUGGAAACGUGGUCAUAUUGGUCAUCAUUGCGCCAAUGGAGGGUCUCACGCCAUGGGCGCCGGUCCAGAAAUGGAGCCGGCGCAGGCAAGCAAAGGGGAAUCCGAAAAGACAUUCUAGUUCGGCUCUUUCAGCACGAGCAGCAGGUACUUGGCCAGGAAGCGACUGGGGCCGACUCCCCUACCUUCAAAACUUACCUGACAUCCGGUCUCAAGCCUUUUGAAUUGCUUCCGGAUCAAUUUACCCCUCCGCCCAGGAAGCCGACCCAAAACGUCCCAAUGUCAUCACCGUCCUCUUCAACUGGGAACAACAGGCUUAAAGAAGCAUCACCUAGAGUUUCUCAAGCACCAGGCCGACGGGGACCUAGAAACAGGUGGAAUUCAUGCGGAGGAGAUUGGGACGAGCCGUACGUUUCACGCGUCGUAGCGAGGGCAAGGCCUUCAUCAUCUCGGCUACCGGGAGGUUACUAUGGCGGUGGGCAGUAUGGAGGCACUUCUGGCGGUUGGUCGGGAGGAGGAGGCUAUGCGGGUGAUGGGGGUGGGAGCGGUGGUCCUGGUGGUGACGGUGGUGGUAGUGGCGGUUGUGGCGGUUGUGGCAGUGAUGGUGGGUGUGGUGGAGACGGAGCAGGAGGUGACGGUGGUGGUGGUUGA
This is a messenger RNA of Scedosporium apiospermum, 2124 nucleotides long. RefSeq lists its product as uncharacterized. The record is from RefSeq and is a predicted model, not a curated record. NCBI's taxonomy places the organism in Eukaryota, Fungi, Ascomycota, Sordariomycetes, Microascales, Microascaceae. The transcript is spliced from 3 exons. Bases 1 to 2124 code for a protein of 707 amino acids. Gene Ontology annotation, molecular function: protein binding.